This is a messenger RNA of Helianthus annuus (common sunflower), 2051 nucleotides long. RefSeq lists its product as uncharacterized. The transcript has 8 exons. NCBI's taxonomy places the organism in Eukaryota, Viridiplantae, Streptophyta, Magnoliopsida, Asterales, Asteraceae. Bases 1346 to 1681 code for a protein of 111 amino acids. The record is from RefSeq and is a predicted model, not a curated record.
UAGUAAUUGUUACAUUGACUUUUACCAUUCAAGUAAGGGAUUUGUUCACUUUUAUACGAUAAACAUAUUUCUUAAAGCUAAAAAUUGCACUGCUGCCCUAAGGGACAAUGAAACAUACAUAUGUAAGUUGAAUCCCAUAUGUUAAGAUGAAUUACACUAUUACUUCUUAAGAAUUCAAAUUUUUGGUUUAUAUAUUAACAGGUAUUGAAGAGACUAUAUAUGGUACACUACUAAUAAAAGUGUAUCAAUGCCAAAUGUUACCCUCUUUGUUGAUUUGGUGAUCACUAAAAUGGUGUCCUCGGAAUUAAAAUGCAGUAUUGAUGGUCUUGGAAACCUUAUCUUUUGUACGUGAUGUUUUCGUUAAUGCCAGGUCAUUUAACUUUUGGAAUACAUAUUGGUGCAUGAAAUGUUCUAUGCAGAACACUAAAUAUUACGAUAAUACACAGAACAAAAUGAAUUACUCAUUUUUUCAAUCCUAAAAACCUCAAAAGUAAAUGAAAAUGUUAAAAAUGUAAGAUUUAUUGUUUCUCACACUAGAAUUUAAAAUAAAAUAUGAAAAAUUUUCAAUUUUUAUAUAACCUAUACAUAGGUAGGUUAUGUGUAGAUUAAAUUACCUACAUAUAUAUAGGCUAUAUGUAGGUAAAAAUAUAUGGUUUUUUAUGUAUAUGUAAUACACAUAUUAAUGUAAGAAACAUAAAAUUUAAAAAAAUAUCUACCUUAAAUCCCAAAAUUUAAUGAUUUAGAGUUGUUCUUUUUGUUCUCGCAAUAUUUAGUGUUCUGUAAUGAUCCUCAUCCUAUUGGUGAUAUAUUACAAGCUACCCAAGUUAGUACUUCAAAAGAGAUUACUUAAAGAGAUGUUGCUUCAAAAAACGAAGUAUACGAGGACUUGAUAGCGUCAACUGAUCAAAAUAUAAGCAAAUGUUAGACGAUAAUAGCAGCGGGCCAAUUUGAUGUUGGCAAUGUUCGACUUGAUACAAGCGGUGGUUGAUUGUAUCGCCAUUGUUUGAUUUGAUACCGGUGGUGCUAGUAUCACCGGUGUUUGAUUUGACACCGGCAGUGCUACUAUCAGUGGUGAUCGAUAUAAUAAUACAUGUUAGUAUUAGCGGCGAUCAAUUUGAUACAUGCUACAGUGCUAGUAUUGUCGGUGUUCAAUUUGAUACCGACGGCGGUGUAGUAUCAUCAGUGAUGUCGGUGAUCAAUUCGAUACCUGCGAUGGUGCUGGUAUUGGCGGUGUUCGAUUUAAUACACUUGGAUGAUAAGCUUCAUUUACACCCUCACAUUUACAUAUUAUACCUAAUAUCAAGAGACUUGAGAAUCCUAACUACUAGCCAACUUAUUGACAAUAAUGAGGUACCUAGAAGAUACUAGCCGAUCGUUCACAAAGGUUAAUCAAUUUCUUAAUCAAACUAACCUUUCAACAACCAAUGUGAAGGGAUGUAUCGAGGUUUAUGACUUUGUCAUGCAUAAGGAUGAUGGUUUUUCCAAAAAAGGGUAUAAUUUUUGGCAAGAAAGUAUUCAAAACCUUGUUUCAAAUCCACCUAAAGACUACCCUCGUGAGAGGGUUGAGUGGCUUCAACACGAACUUGGUGCGUUUUUUUGUUUAGUUUUGGAUUGUGCAAUGACGACAUGGGAGUUUUUAAAUGGAAUACGCACCAAAAUAGACAUAUUGACACACUUUUAAGCCAAAAUAGACAUCGAUUAUCAAUGUGAACCAAACAAACAAACAUUUUGACCUACUAAGCAUAGGAGCAUUCACAAUCGAUUCUCUACAAUCACCGGAAACUCGAUAAGGGUCUGGAGGUUUACCUUCGCCGAAGCAGGAUAUGCACCAUCCGCUACAAGUCAAACCCUUUCUUGCCAUCUAGUGGCCCCUGCGAGAUGGAAGUUGUGCUCCUAACAAUUACCUGCAAAGAUAGUAUUAAUUGAUUAAAAAGUUGAUUCUAAAUUGGACUAGCUCUGCUUUAUAGUGUACAAAUAUAUAACAAAAUACACUUUUCUCAUUGUUGAAUGUUUAGACAUAACUUGACAAAUGAUAAUAUCCUCCCAUAUGU